CUGCAAAGCUACAAUAUAUAACAUAUUACAGUUUUUAAGUUACCAUACUAUAAGGAAUUCAAUGUAUGAUAAGAAUAUCGUAAGUAAGUGAGUAAUGAUAAACACACAGUUAGUUUAAUAAUCCCACAUUUGCUGUACGAUGAAGAAAUACCAUUCUAACCAUAAAAAAGAGUUUCUUUUCAUUGCAAUGCAAUGUUCCUUUUCAUUAACCAUUAUUCUGACAAAGAGAAAUUAUUGGCUACUCCGGGAGUACCACAUAGGAUUAGUGAUGUGGUACUCCCGGCCAAUAGGUAACCACCAGGUGUCAUUAAAAUUUGAUAAAUAUAUUUAUUGCUGGAAACUUCUCUAUUUGUAUUUUUAAUUUAUUUUUCGUGCAAUUAAAGUCCCUCUCUCAUCCCACAAUAAAGGAAGAUUAAACCCUCUUUCUUCCUCCUCCGUUUCUCCAGCCGUCGAGAAACCACCGCCGGGAAAACUGCCCCUUUAUCGAUGUCUCCGCCAUGAUAUCAUCCAACCGAACGGAGAUUGAAGUCCUCUUCCUCCCAGCCACUGUCGAGAAGCCACCGCCGGGAAGAUCGCCCCUCUUUUCGCCUCCUCCUUCGUUCUCCCUACCGGCGAGAAGCCACUGCCGGAAAGACUUUGGUCCAGUCUCGAGCACGAUGAGAUUCAGAUCGGUGUCUCCACCACGCCAUGAUCUCAAACCCAAUGGAGGUUGAAGACCUCUUCCUCCACGCCGCUAGGAAGACUUUGGUCCAGUCCCCCAGGCACAAUUAGAUCUGAAUCGGUGUCCGCGACGCGAUGAUAUCCAACCCAAAUUCAAUGUCAACCCAAAAUCACCAUCGAUGAUGCUUCUGGCGACCCUUUUCUUCCUCCCAAAACAAAAAUUGACGGGCCGGAAAAGGGGUCUCAAAGUUUGGUGGUUGUUUAUUAAAGGUAAUUAACACAAAAGGAAAUUUUAAAUCCCAAUUAAAACGUUUCCAUAGAAAAAUGCUUUAAUGAAUUUAAACAGACAUG
Messenger RNA from Linum trigynum, 1011 nucleotides. The record is from the annotation of a GenBank genome assembly. NCBI's taxonomy places the organism in Eukaryota, Viridiplantae, Streptophyta, Magnoliopsida, Malpighiales, Linaceae.